Messenger RNA from Emys orbicularis (European pond turtle), 2479 nucleotides. RefSeq names its product proteasome inhibitor subunit 1 (gene PSMF1). Gene Ontology annotation, molecular function: endopeptidase inhibitor activity; proteasome binding. The coding region runs from base 43 to 867 and encodes 274 amino acids. The transcript is spliced from 7 exons. The record is from RefSeq and is a predicted model, not a curated record. Gene Ontology annotation, biological process: proteasome-mediated ubiquitin-dependent protein catabolic process. Lineage: Eukaryota; Metazoa; Chordata; Testudines; Emydidae.
GGCCGGGCUCCGGCGACGCACGGCAACGGGGCUGGAGGCAGCAUGGCCGGCCUGGAGCUGCUCUACGCCUCGCAGGCGCCCGGCCUCUCCCGCCCGCAGGACUCGCUGCUCUGCUUCGUCCACUGGCAGCUGGUCACGCACCAGUACCGCGCGCUGGGCACCGGGGACCAGCCGGGUCCCAAUGAAAGGAAGUCGGAGCUGCUGCCGGCCGGGUGGAACGCCGACAAGGACCUGUACACGCUGCGAUACAGGUCCAUGGACGACCGCCACGAGCUCCUGCUGAAGGCGAUCAUGGUGGACACCAGCAUGAUUCUCAACGUCAUGGAUUGCAGCUCAAAGCAGGUGGCGGAUUUGACCUUGACAGUGGCAGAUUACAUCGACCCGGAGCACUUGGAUGAUUUCCACAGGGUGUACAAGAACGUCGAGGAGCUGCAGACCAGGGUUGUCACAGGCAUCAUCUCUCCGUUGGGGGCUCCCAAAGAGAAGGGCGACCCCAAAAAGGAGCCCAAGCCUGAGAAGCCGGUCCCGCCUGCCUCCACUCAGGAUUAUGACCCCUUAAGGAUUCCUCCCUGGCAGCCUCUCGGUGGCCGGCAGCCAUCCUGGCCUGAUCCCCGGGACCCCUUUUCUGUGGGCGGAGAGGACCUGGACCCCUUUGGGGGCCGGAGGGGCGGUAUGAUCGCUGAUCCACUCCGCUCCGGAUUUCGAAGGCCUCUUAUUGACCCAUCGUCAGGUCUCCCAAACAGGCUUCCUCCUGGGGCCGUUCCACCAGGUGCCAGAUUCGACCCAUUUGGACCAGGGGGCGGCCGUCCUGCCGGGCCAGAUCCAGAUCACCUUCCCCCUCCGGGAUACGACGACAUGUUCAUGUGAGGACGUUCCCGACUCAGACUUCACUGAGAGAGAAGCACCUUUUCCCCACCUUUCCCCUUUUUGGAAGACUCUCUUCAGCAGUAGUUUUCUCCCCGGGCACUAGAGUCUUUCCCUACACUGCAGAUCAGCUUUAAAGGGUUCACUGCAUAUAUAACAGCGGAGAAGGCAGCGUGUGGAUCUCGUCUCUCCGCCUGAUCCCCCGGGGAAAUCCCUAGCCGUUUGUAAUCUAACACCUGUUGAAACAUGACUGCCGUGCGCUAAGAACAGAAAGCUGCUUGGGGUGUGUUAUUCAGAACUGGAACUGCCCUAUGAGAACUGUAUUGAAAAAAUGUCAUUUCCUUUGCUUUCCUUGUAUCGCCUUCUCUGGACUGACGUGAUGUGUGCUCUGGGGUUUACUCAGCUGUUUGUUGCUAGAGAGAAACAUUCACUCCCCACCACCUGUCUGGUAACGACUCGGUCUUGACGAGCUUGCCGGUGCAGAGUCCCCCAUUCCAUUCUUGCUCCCAGCUGGCCACGUGUACGUCUCAGACAGGCCUGGCCUAGAGCGCAGUGAGCUCCUGAGGCGUUGCUGCAGGAAGCUGCAGUGUGAGCAGGGCUUGUAAAGGCAUCUGUGGUUUCUCCUCUGCUCUGUGCUCACCUUGGCCCUUCAACUGCCAGUUGAGUAACGGGUUAGGAAGGGCUGAAUGGGGCAAUGGAUUAAUUCUUCCAAUUUCUGCCUCUAGAGCAACAUGGCCAGAUCCUCAGCUGGUGUAGCUAGACCUACUUGCAUUGGCUUCAGUGGGGCUACAUUGAUUUAUACCCGCUGAGCAUCUGGCCCCUAGAUCUAAAGACACCAACAUGCAAUCUAGUCAAUUAAAAAAAAAAGUCACCAUUAGUUUCAGAUCCUGCCCCUGCAUCUCCCUUGCUGGUUUGUGAGGUUCUUAUGACCACGUGUCUGUUUUUAAGUCUCUCUCCCCUGUUGCUGAGAGGGAAUCUUACACAGACAUCGGGAAGAUGGCAUUGACUGUAUCCCAAGUGCUGUCAAACGCACAAAGGGAACUAGCUGGGGACAUGCAUAAAGAUGGAGAAUGUUUUUUCUCCGCCCGUGCUCAGUCGAAUCUGGAAUAACUCCGUUUGUCUUGGUGGAGUCCCUGUGUGCCAAAAUUACAUUGGAGUAGCUGAGAUCAGGUUGAGUUUCUGGGUGGGGUGAUGUAAGAAUGAGGGGGGGGUCGUUUAGAGCUGUUGUGCUUUGACUUCCCUUGUGUUUUACAGGAGGGAUUUUUCAGGUGGCUGUUCUUCGUUUCGUUAAUUCAGUCACACCAGGCUAGUAUGUUAACAGGACAGUUCCAGUCCUCUGCCGAUCCUGUCCAGUCGAAUUCAGUGGUGUCAGUUUUCCAAAGUGACUACUGAUUUGGGGUGCCGCUGUGUCUGAGGUGCCUUAGAGGGGCCUGAUUUCAGAGGGCAGGUACCAAGCACAGUCUGAAAAUCCUGCCCUGUUGCAGGAUCAUUAUGCUGGGACCCAGCGUUGUUAGUUACUUUUGAAAAUUUAAGUGACUGAUUCUCCUGAUGCUUCUCUUGGUUUGAAUUUUUUUUAAAGGAUCUGAUAACUAAAAUAAAAACUGGGUGCACUGCU